AUGGUUACAAUAAAAGCAGAGAAAUGUAUGAACAAGUCAGACUCAAAAACAAGUGGAGAGAUAGUGCUUGUGAUUGACAAAAGGGACUGGGGUACACUAGAGGUGUCUCCAAGACUGCAUGAGAGUAACCAAAACCCAGGUACACUAGAGGUGUCUCCAAGACUGCAUGAGAGUAACCAAAACCCAGGUACACUAGAGGUGUCUCCAGGACUGCAUGAGAGUAACCAAAACCCAGGUUCACUAGAGGUGUCUCCAAGACUGCACGAGAGUAACCAAAACCCAGGUACACUAGAGGUGUCUCCAAGACUGCAUGAGAGUAACCAAAACCCAGGUACCCUAGAAGUGUCUCCAAGACUGCAUGAGAGUAACCAAAACCCAGGUUCACUAGAGGUGUCUCCAAGACUGCAUGAGAGUAACCAAAACCCAGGUUCACUAGAGGUGUCUCCAAGACUGCAUGAGAGUAACCAAAACCCAGGUUCACUAGAGGUGUCUCCAAGACUGCAUGAGAGUAACCAAAACCCAGGUACACUAGAGGUGUCUCCAAGACUGCAUGAGAGUAACCAAAACCCAGGUACACUAGAGGUGUCUCCAGGACUGCAUGAGAGUAACCAAAACCCAGGUUCACUAGAGGUGUCUCCAAGACUGCACGAGAGUAACCAAAACCCAGGUACACUAGAGGUGUCUCCAAGACUGCAUGAGAGUAACCAAAACCCAGGCAUACUAGAGGUGUCUCCAAGACUGCAUGAGAGUAACCAAAACCCAGGCAUACUAGAGGUGUCUCCAAGACUGCAUGAGAGUAACCAAAACCCAGGUACACUAGAGGUGUCUCCAAGACUGCAUGAGAGUAACCAAAACCCAGGUACACUAGAGGUGUCUCCAAGACUGCACCAAAACCCAGAGAGUAACCAAAACCCAGGUACACUAGAGGUGUCUCCAAGACUGCAUGAGAGUAACCAAAACCCAGGUUCACUAGAGGUGUCUCCAAGACUGCAUGAGAGUAACCAAAACCCAGGUUCACUAGAGGUGUCUCCAAGACUGCAUGAGAGUAACCAAAACCCAGGUUCACUAGAGGUGUCUCCAAGACUGCAAUGA
This is a messenger RNA of Ylistrum balloti, 1092 nucleotides long. Its product is annotated as swi5-dependent recombination DNA repair protein 1 homolog. The record is from RefSeq and is a predicted model, not a curated record. The transcript has 5 exons. NCBI's taxonomy places the organism in Eukaryota, Metazoa, Mollusca, Bivalvia, Pectinida, Pectinidae. The coding region runs from base 1 to 1092 and encodes 363 amino acids.